AUGGGCCACCAGCAGCUCUACUGGAGUGACCCCAGGGAGUCUAGGCAGGGCUCCUGCUCCUGCCACGUGUGUGCCAACCGCAAGUACAAACUCAACAUGUGCCACCAGUGCUUCUGGCAGUACACCAAGGACAUCGGCUUUGCCAAGUUGGAUUAA
This is a messenger RNA of Pogona vitticeps (central bearded dragon), 156 nucleotides long. The record is from RefSeq and is a predicted model, not a curated record. Lineage: Eukaryota; Metazoa; Chordata; Lepidosauria; Squamata; Agamidae.